Oncorhynchus keta (chum salmon) is the source of this 2552-nucleotide messenger RNA. RefSeq names its product zinc finger protein 329-like. Gene Ontology annotation, biological process: regulation of transcription by RNA polymerase II. NCBI's taxonomy places the organism in Eukaryota, Metazoa, Chordata, Actinopteri, Salmoniformes, Salmonidae. Gene Ontology annotation, molecular function: RNA polymerase II cis-regulatory region sequence-specific DNA binding; DNA-binding transcription factor activity, RNA polymerase II-specific. The record is from RefSeq and is a predicted model, not a curated record. Bases 124 to 2046 code for a protein of 640 amino acids. The transcript is spliced from 3 exons.
CAAGAUUCCUUGACUAGAACCGGGAAGUAGGAUUGGUAACGAGGUUUUAUUGUUCCUUGUGUGGAGUAAAGAAAUACAUACUUACUAAACUAAAUAGGCUACCCAUCUCUAAUUUGACAGAAAAUGUCUAAACUACAGAGUUUGUGUGUGUUUUUAAAUGAGCGUUUAUCGGCGGCUGCUGUGGAUAUUUUUGGUGCAGUUGAGAAAACGGUAGUGGAGUACCAGGAGGAGAAUGAUCGGCUACGGGGACUGCUGCGGAGGACACCAGAGAUACAACUAUGUAGAAUAGAAUCCCUGCAGCCCUCUGUCUCUGAAGAGGAGGUUCCCCCUGAACAGCAGCACUGUGAGCAGGAGUGGAGCCCCAGUCUGGGGCAGAAGGACCCAGAGACCAAACAGAUUAAAGAGGAACAGGAGGAAGUCAGGACCAGUCAGGAGGAAGAGCAGCUUCAAGGGGUGGAGCCUGAUAUCAUAGAGUUCAUAUUUACUCCUCCUUGUGUGAAAAGUGAAUGUGAUCAGGAGAACCCACAUCAAGAUCCCAUACUUGCUGAACACCCAACUCUCCUGAAAAUGUCUAAACUACAGUCGUUUCAAGAGUUUUUAAAUGAGCGUUUAACGGCGUUUGCUGCUGUGGAGAUUUCCGGGGAAUUUGCGAAAGCAGUAGGAGAGUAUCAGGAAGAGAAUGAUCUGCUACGGAGACUGCUGCGGAUCACACCGGAGAUAAAACUAUGUAGAAUAGAAUCCCUGCAGCCCUCUGUCUCUGAAGAGGAGGUUCCCCCUGAGCAGCAGCACUGUGAGCAGGAGUGGAGCCCCAGUCUGGGGCAGAAGGACCCAGAGACCAAACAGAUUAAAGAGGAACAGGAGGAAGUCAGGACCAGUCAGGAGGAAGAGCAGCUUCAAGGGGUGGAGCCUGAUAUCAUAGAGUUCAUAUUCUCUCCUUCCUGUGUGAAAAGUGAAUGUGAUCAGGAGGACCAAACCCAGACAAUGGAGAACAGAGAGAGAGAUUCUAAACCAGUGGAUCUCAAACCUUUUGGCACUGUGACCCACAUUAAGGGUCUCUACAUUCCCUGUGACCCUCCAGGUAAUCAAAACAAUGCCUCCAGCCACAGCUCAGCCGUAAGCAGCGACGCAGUAGGACUUGACAACAGUCCACUAUUGGAUCCCAGUACACCAAUAGGGGAACAUUGUUCCAAACCCAACACCAUGCCUAGAAGAACUCACCAAUGCCGUGACUGUGGUGAAACAUUUGCUCUGAAAGCUGACCUGCAGAGACACGUGACUCUCACCAAGAAGAGACCCAGUGAAUGUAGCUUUUGCAAAAAAAGCUUCAACUCCACCUGUAAACUGAAGGCCCAUGUCCGACUCUGUCACAUUGGGAAACCCUGUGGCAUGACCUUCAAACACAACCUGCCCAAUCACAUGAGGAUUCACACAGGAGAGAAAUCAUUUAGCUGCGGUGACUGUGGAAAAAGCUUCAAUCGGAAGAUGAGCCUAACUGAACAUAAACUGACUCACACAGGAGAGAAACCAUUUAGUUGUGGUGACUGUGGGAAAAGCUUCAAUCGGAAAGGUCACCUAACCAUACACAAACUGACUCACACAGGAGAGAAACCAUUUAGCUGUGUUGACUGUGGGAAAAGCUUCAAUCGGAAAGGUCACCUAACCAUACACAAACUGACUCACACAGGAGAGAAACCAUUUAGCUGUGGUGACUGUGGGAAAAGCUUCAAUCGGAAGGGGCACCUAACCAUGCACAAUCUGACUCACACAGGAGAGAAACCUUUUAGCUGUGUUGACUGUGGGAAAAGCUUCAAUCGGAAGGAGCACCUAACCAUGCACAAACUGACUCACACAGGCGAGAAACCUUUUAGCUGUGGUGACUGCGGGAAAAGCUUCAAUCAGAAAGGGGACCUAAGGAGGCACAAACUGAUUCACACAGGAGAGAAACACCAUCGCUGCUCCGUCUGUGGUAAAGGAUUCACUCAGAAGACGAAUCUGCUGAGGCAUGUGGAUAAAGUCCACAAAGGAAAGAAACAGGACAGAAACUGAAAGGGAAGGGGGGAUACCUAGGUAGUGUUCCAACUGAAUGCAUUCCACUGAAAUGUGUCUCCCGCAUUUAACCCAACCCCUGUGAAUCAGAGAGGUGCUGGGGGGCUGCCAUAGUCGACAUCCACGUUGUCGGCACCCGGGGAUCAGUGGGUUAACUGCCUUGUUCAGGGGCAGAACGACAGAUUUUUACCUUGUCAGCUCGGAGAUUCUAUCCAGCAACUUUUCGGUUACUGGAAAGAACAUUAGGACAAAGAGAUUGUCUGGGGGAAAAUAAUGAAUGGCAAUAUCAAUAUGAAAUACUUAGGAUCCUUAAUGAGUGACAACAAACAACAAAUAUAUAAAGAUAACUUUAUUCCAUUACUCAACUAUAUGAAAGCAGAUCUAAUUCAAGGGAAUAAUCUUCCUGUAAAUUUUAACAGAUAAAAGAAACCUCUUCAGAAUAGCAUAUGGCUCCUAAAGGUUUUUGUAUUUAUUUUCGGUAAUACCAAUUACCCAUCCAAAUGUUU